Messenger RNA from Dermacentor silvarum, 3710 nucleotides. Its product is annotated as 3-methyl-2-oxobutanoate dehydrogenase [lipoamide] kinase, mitochondrial-like. Bases 412 to 1677 code for a protein of 421 amino acids. The transcript is spliced from 11 exons. Gene Ontology annotation, cellular component: mitochondrion. Gene Ontology annotation, molecular function: pyruvate dehydrogenase (acetyl-transferring) kinase activity. Lineage: Eukaryota; Metazoa; Arthropoda; Arachnida; Ixodida; Ixodidae. Gene Ontology annotation, biological process: protein phosphorylation; regulation of glucose metabolic process. The record is from RefSeq and is a predicted model, not a curated record.
AGCCAACUCAACAGAGCCGCAUUGUAGCAAGCGCAAAAGUAGCCCGCUUUUCCAACGAGUUUUCCCGUACUCCCCCCCUCCUACCACUAGGAGUGAUUCGCCGUCUCUUUCGCUAGUGUGAUUUUCCGAGUUCGGAAACGUGGAUUUUUCGGCGACGUGCCCGGCGACACGAUCGCCGCUGGCCGUUUCGUGAGUCGGCGUCGCUUCAGCCUCGACCCGCGUCUCAACCGGUGAGUGCGUGAUUCGUGGCCCACUGGUUUGUGCGGGUCGCGGCAUCCGAUGCGGCGACGAGUGCUUCGCCACAGCGCCCCGUCCGCGCCCAGCUGAUCUUCGGGAGGGAAGCGGCCGACUCCCAAUGCGGGGAGGCCCCCGGCAGCCCUCGUGCGAGCUCCGCUGCGCGGAAAGCCGACCAUGGCAACAACGGCGAGGACCACUGGCCUACUGCUACUGGAGCGCGGCGCCGCAUUGGGGUCAGGCCCCGUGCUGCUGGCGCGGCGCUCCAUCGCGUACGCCAGCAAGGGUGCCACCGAAGUGAACCCGCAGCCCAAGGAUAAAUCGCGCACCGUGCAGUCCUUCUACAACCAGUCGGCCAUCGAUGUCGCCGCCGCCAAGCCCUCGGUGCGGUUGACGCCCACGACCAUCCUGUACUCGGGCAAGUCUCCCGACGGCAGCCACCUGCUGCGCAGCGCCCAGUACCUGCACAAGGAGCUCCCGGUGAGGAUCGCGCACCGCAUCGCGGGCUUCCGGAACCUGCCUUUCAUCGUGGGCUGCAACCCCACCAUCCUGGCCGUGCACGAGCUCUACACCCAGACAUUUUACCUGCUCACCGAGAUCCCUCCGGUUGUGCGCGUGCAGGUGACGGACUUCGAUUCGGAGAGUCGCUAUUCGGAGACCGUGCAGCAGGUCUUGGACGACCACAAGGACGUCGUGACGCAGCUUGCGGCCGGCUUCAAGGAGUGCCGCAAGCACAUCAAGCAAGAUGAACUGGUGAAGACCUUUCUGGACCGUACCCUGACGUCGCGCCUGGGGAUGCGGAUGUUGGCUGAACACCACAUAGCCCUGCGCAAGGACAGGCCGCAUCACGUGGGCAUCAUCAACACUGCGAUGAGGCCUAAAGAUGUCAUUGAGAAGUGGGCUGACUUUGUCCGGCAAGUGUCUGUGCACAAGUACGGCAAAGCACCUCCGUUCAAGUACAACGGUCACCUCAACUGCUCCUUCCCGUACAUUCAGAUGCCCUUGGAUUACAUCAUUCCUGAGCUGCUCAAGAACGCUGUGCGAGCUACAGUGGAAAACCACAUGGACAGCCCGGAAUCAAGCCUCCCUCCAGUAACUGUCACCAUUGCAAACAAUGACAUUGACUACAUCAUCAGGAUAUCGGACCGUGGAGGUGGCAUUCCUCACGAGCACCUGGGCCAGAUAAUGCAGUACCACUUCUCGACGGCUGGCUCCUAUGAGGCACAGUAUGACGGUGGCCUGCUGGGCACCAUGAUGAACAGCCCCACCGAUGGGCCAGCUGGAGGACCCAUGCAUGGGUUUGGCUUCGGGCUUCCCACAUCGCGUGCGUAUGCCGAGUACCUUGGUGGUACGUUGUCCUUCGAGACGCUCCAGGGCAUCGGCACUGAUGUCUACUUGCGUCUGCGCCACAUCGACGGCAAAUGCGAGAGCUUCCGUAUCUGAGGGGCCUUCCUUCUGACACGUGCUCCUCCUGUGGUGAGCAGGUCAUCAAGAUGACGCCAUCGCCUGCUGCCCCCAUCCAGAAAAUAGCAGCCUCUGAUAGUUCUAUUUACCACUUUUUUUUUUCAACAUUUUUCUGCUCUAGAAAAAUCUACUCUCAUCUCGUAAUUUUAAAUUUUCUUCCUUAAUCGAAGUGUGGAGCCAACUGUAAAAGAUGCAGUUGAUGGAAAGUGCUUUCAUUGGGCUACGUGAAGUGGUGUGCUAAGAAGACUGAGCUGGAAGUCGUGAACAAGUGCUGGUGACUUCUAGUCAAGGAGUGCAGUGUGAGGUUCUGUAGAGACUUGUAGAACACUACUGACUGUUCUCAAAGCCUGCAAAUUUACUCAGCUCGGUGACGAGAGGCCUUGGUGCCUUACGAGACACGUGUGUAACAGUGGCUUUCGAUUAGUUCGCUUUUGUUUGCUGGAAAUAUUGGGCUAAUCACUCACAGUACGGUGAAUCAUAGCCAUUUUGUUGUUGAAAAAUAGGGAUUACCAUACACAGUCGGGGAUGUAUUUUUUUUUUAACCUGGUAGGUCAAGUUCUGUGCAAGGGUGGUCAUGCAAAAUUUUGAUGAACAUGAGGAUUUAAAUUUUGAAUAGAUUUAUUUUGUUCAGUUAUGCCACUGAGCCGGCUUCUUACAGUGUGGACAUUAGUGGAAGCGUGUUUGGAUGAAAGGUGCAGGUACUAUUUCAUUGCUUGUAAAUAAAUGCUAUUUUGUUGCUGUUCCAGUAAUGUUUUGUGACGGCUCGUAUAUUUUCUUCUUUUUUUUUUCCUUGACACACCGCCUCUACUGUUACUCUCUACUUGCGAUGUGGUGCUUUGAGAAAUGCAAGAAACAAGCUUUGUUUGCCUCAGUUCUUUAUGUUGUUUGGGCACGUGAAGGCCUCAAGAGCUUUAAUGCUUUUUUGUGCAGCUCGAAACUAAACUUCAAAGCUCGCUUGUAAACUGGAUAUUGUGCGGAUUGCUAGAUGGUACCUAAUGCAAGCUACACACUUUUUUGCUGCACAUUCUUGACUUCUGUGUGUGUUAGCGCCACAGAUGUAUCCAUGUGUACACGUCAUGUUUUAAUGACGUUUUGAUGAACACCUAGGAGCUAUGCAGAGGUCUUGCCCGGCUCUUUCAAUUUUGUGAAGGGUGUAAACACCGUGUGUGUGCAUGUGCUCACGUGCUCCACGGCCUCCUACUCGGGUGUGCUGCUGUAAGUGUCACAUGUGAUGGCCACAUAGCUAAAUGGCUCGGAUGUUGUGCUGCACGUCGUCGUGUGGUGCUUUGUGAAGCAUGCCAGCAAAGCACAAGAGCUGGGAGUGUCCCGGCCAUUGGAGCUACACACAACCAAGGUAGUUGUCAACUUGUUUUUGGAUGUUUAUCCCCGUGUGUCCAAAGGUUGCACAAGUCUCCCCUUUCAUUGCUUAUUUCCAUCUGUCUGUCGUUGGCAGUUUUUAUUUAGGGUCACCGGUAGGGUCAAUUCGAUCUAGGCCCAUCACCGCUUCACAACUGAGUAGCAUGUGUAUUGCCCCAAAUGUUACACACGAGGGGCUUAUUGUAUGAGCUUGUGCCAGCUAACUUUGUAAGCGCCUGCUACAUGGUCAUCUGUCACCACGGAUGUGUAGGUAGUCUUUACACAGACCGUAGAGGGAAGACUUAUGAUGUACUGAAGAGUGACCCUUGUUUGCUCUUCACUUUUGCUUAGUCAACUAUGCUGCCAAGUGGUGCAAGCGUCAAGUUGUUGUCACAUGCUCAGCAGUUUGACAUUUUGUUUGCCUCUCAGCUGCUACAGCUAGAGUAGAGAUGAAGCAGACAGAAACAACACGUAAUGUUUUCUUUUUUCUUACCUUGUGUUAUAAUUUUGAGUGUAGCGGCAUCCUUCUGGAAGUUUCUGAGGAUCAGAAUUGCACGGGUCAUUUAACUUUGUGCAAAAGCUUGUGUGGUAUGGCAUCAUGUGGGUGUGAGACUGAAGAGCGUGGCUUAGGUGAUGCAAUAAAUUGUCCUGUUGUU